GUGAAGCUUGUGUGACGAGCGACUGCUCCACGUCGCGUGUAUGCCACUUUCGGUUCAUUUUCACCACCGGGUUUUAAUUGAAUUUGAAGUAUUAUCUUCGCAGAAGUAUGCGUGUUAUGUCCUCAUUGACCGUGAGUCACAAAAAGAGAUGAAAAAGGGGAGGAAGCGACUGCCAGCGAGCGCGUCCAGUGCGGCUGUCAAGAGACAUGAAGAACAAUUGCCCUGGAAGAAACAGAAGCUUGUGGACAUCCAUCAGGCUCUGAACAGUGACCCGGUGGACAUUGAGACGUUGCGGCAGGCGGCUGUGAGUGAAGGCGGUUUGCUGACCGAUGACAUCAGGAGGAAAGUUUGGCCCAAACUCCUCAGUGUUAAUGUGUACAACCUGCCUGCCAAACCCUCCAAAGAUGUCCGAGAGGACCACAAAGACUACAGACAGGUGGUGCUUGAUGUGAGGAGAUCCAUGCGACGCUUUCCAAAAGGCAUGCGUGUGGAUGAGCGAGAGGUUCUUCAGGAGCAGCUCAUCGACAUCAUUCUGGAUGUUCUGCGGAGAAACCCUCAGCUGCACUAUUAUCAGGGUUACCAUGACAUCAUCGUCACCUUCCUGUUAGUGGUGGGAGAGAGGAUGACCAUUGCGCUCAUGGAUAAACUGUCCAAUCAUCAUCUCAGGGAUUUCAUGGACCCCACCAUGGACAGCACAAAACACAUCCUUAACUAUCUGAUGCCCAUUCUGGAGCGAAUGGAUCCAGAGUUACAUGACUUCAUGAUAAGGUCUGAGGUUGGCACUAUCUUCGCCCUGAGCUGGCUGAUCACAUGGUAUGGUUACGUCCUGUCAGACUUCAAACAUAUUCUGCGGCUCUACGAUUUCUUCUUGGCCUCUCAUCCACUCAUGACCAUCUACUUUGCUGCUGUGAUAGUAUUAUACAGACAGAAGGAGGUAAAAAGUGUUGAGUGCGAGAUGGCCAGUGUUCAUCACCUGUUGUCUCAGAUGCCUCAGGAUCUGCCAUAUGAAGAGCUGAUUAGUCGAGCUCAGAGUCUCUUCAUCAGCUGCCCGCCGUCUUUACUGGCCCAGUCUGCAGCGCUACAGUCACGCAACAUCAUCGCCAUCAGCACCUUUAAGGACUUCCAGAGCUCGACACUGCGGCAGCGUCCCGACUCCAUCCUACGUGAACAGCUCCAGAAACGGCAUGAAAACCAACUCGCCCUUCUGAUGAACACUCAGCCAGCAACCACUAACCAGCUUAUCAAGAUGGCCGUGUGGGGUCUAUCGGCCACAUUAGGGGCUGCAGCGCUGGCCGUGGCCCAGACAGCCAUGGACUGGGCACCUGAGUUCCUCUCGCAACUCUUCUGAAGCGUACAACGUUAUAACGUGCCAAAUGGGUGUAUUGCAAUUACAAAUACAGUAUCUGCAAAAAAAAUCUAAUGCAACGUCAUUCAGACAUUUUUAAGUGCGAAUCAAGUUUCCAAAUAUUCUUACAGGCCAAUAUAUGUCUUAAGUGUUGGUUACAAAGCCAGAGCGAGUGAAAACAUGUCCUAUUUAUUUCUGAACAGUUUUUUCCCUUAUUUAUAGAUUUUAGCUGAGCUAAUAUUGGGCACGUGGGAGGAGUCAAAUUAGGUUUUUGUAAUCAUAAGCAUUUCUGUUUGUCGUUCUAUCAGCAGAAUGUCAGAGAAAGUGCUCAGCUGAGCAUUCUGAGCAGCCGCAGGAGCACAAAUUAUUAAAAGGGUUUUUUCCUGCUGAAUGGCGUCAGGAGUGAGCAAAGGAAAAGCUCAUUAAUGGGAGAAAACGGUUGAAGGUUGAAGACCACAGAGACUACACAACUCACUCACUGGUGAACACACAGCACUUUAAAACACCACAUUUUAUUCCACAGCCUGAACACUUAUUAACCGACACAUCCACUAUAUAUUUUUUUAGACAUGUCUUGGCAGUAUGAUGGUAUAUGUAUCAACUUGUUGAUAUUUUGCUCUAAUUGAAUACCACAAUGGAUAGAUUUAAGAGGCUGCCAGUAACUAGGACUGCUUUACAUUAUUAAUAUGUGAUUCAUUUGUGCAGUAAUGUGAAAAUUACAGAUCGCAUUGCAAGUCAAAACGAGGAAGAACUUGUUAAAGUUAAGGCAUGUAGUUAUUUCAAAAAUAACAUUUGAAAACCUGUUUGCAAACAGGUCUCCCAAACAAUCCCCCUGUUUGCCAAUGGUUGGACAAACAGAAGUCCCUCCCCAAACAUUCGCCACUGGUUGAGCCAGAAAUUAACAUGUCGAGCUGCUCAAACAAACAGAGGAAUGUUUGGAAAGCACCACACUAUUUACACUUUUUGCGGAAAAAAAUGUGUAACCAGUAAAUGGUGCUAGUUGUUAAACUUUUUGCUCCAACUGAAUAUUUGAGAGUAGGUUGAAUAUCUGUUUAGACACGUACCUCAAAGUCUUCUCUACAAAAAUGCUAUUGAACAUUUUCACCGUUUUUGCCCAGAAAAGAAAAAGAUACAGUGCAUUGAACACAUGUUGACUUUUUGUGACAGCUUGCCCCAAUAGCAGGGCAUUUUGCCACACUAAAUGGGGCAAGUUGUCACAAUGAAACCUGCCAGUAAACCAGUAGUGUAGAUUUUUAAUAUGACCAAAACAAAAUCUACACCUCUCUGUAGAUCUACGCCUGAAACAGCAAAAAUAGAAAAGGAAACGUACGAAAAAUAUAUCAAAACAUUGAUUUGGCCAACACAUAAAACUAGUGACAUUGAUAAACUGUAUACACUUAUGACAUUUAAUACACAUGUGACAACCUGCCCCGACCUGACUUUCAUGAAAAAUAUAUUUGUCCUAAGAAAACACUUUUAGACGUUUUGGCAGAAAAUCUGCCCUUAUAAUAUACCGGUAGUUGACUCUUACCUGAAUGCAUGCCAGUGUGGUUUAUUAUGUUUGCUUGUUUACCGAGAGCUACAGUUUAACAAAAAUAUGGUGAUUAUGAAAGUUUACUUCGGAGGGUAGAAUUAACUAAAAUAAUUCUAAUUUAAAAAGGUUUUUAACUAGAUGAUUAAAUCAAACAUACAAAACCUCUGCUAGAGAAAACACACAUUUGCGCUAUUGGACUUUUAACUCCAAAUCUUAUCGUAACUGUAAUAUAGCACUUUACCAAGUGACAACUUGCCCCGAUCUUCCCUACUUAUAGUUGUCUGUGAGAUAUGGGAAACUGUUUUAACUUUCCUUUACCCCUUAUAUUGUUUUCCGGUAAAAACGAGCGCCAUUUUGUGCAUCGUCUUUCCAUGUAUACUCUUUGAGGAAUAUUUCAAGAUCUACUCAUCAUAUUAUGUCAUGUUUGGGCUCGUUUGAAUCGGGAUAGUCUGCUGUAAGUUACGAUAUGUCAUUGUCUAUGUUACAUGUAUGUUUCAGGAAGUAAUAAGGAAAAACAUGACAAAAAGACACUUCUGUUUAUUAUAUUUAUGUGUGUCUGUGGGAAUUUCAUACACUAAAACUCACUGCGGUUUGACCUCUGAGUGAAACUAAUUUGCUCGUUGCAUUCUACUAAUUGAGACCUUUCCAACAGUAUAUAACACAUGGCUAUCUCAUCUUUAUGUUUUUACCAACUCUGAAUAUAAUUCUUGUGAUAACAAAUUUGCAAAUUAUGAGAACGAGAAUUGGUUAUUGGUUAUGAGAACAUUAUUUAAGAAUUGGUAGGAUCAGGUAUAUGCAUUGUAAAGUCCAGAUUCUAAGCUUUAAAAUGACACAAACUUUGUUCAGAUCAAGCAGGUGGUUAUUAAUUUAUUACAUAAUUAUUAUAUAUUUUUAAUUGUUUCUGCAGGGAGUGCCCCUCACUAGCCCGGUUCAAUAAGCUCAGUUCAAUGAAUCCUAUUUAUUAAAAAAAAUAAUAAUAAUAAUAAAAAAAAAAAAAUAUAUAUAUAUAUAUAUAUAAAUAUUUUUUUUUUUAACCUGUCUUAAUUACUAAAAAAGAAGUUGACAAAAAUAUUUAAUGCAUGCAAUAUCUUGUGAUAAUAUAUGCAAUAUGAGAGAUUUACUAACAAUCUGAGUAGGCCGGUCAUUUUUGACCGGGAACACAAAAUGCGUUAGCAAAAAACGAACAGGGUUAAGGGGUGUAAUUUAAAGUGGAGUUUCAAUGUUUACAAUUUGUGAGCAACGUCGCAACUUACUAAGACCUACUAGUAACAAUAGGCCUUUAUCACACUUCCGCGUUCAUAGAGCGGAAGCUUCGCUUAGUAGCGUAAAACAACUUCCGCUGCAGUCUGUUUCAACGACAGUGCCCACAACGCGGAAUUAUCAUGGACUACUUUAUGCACAAUUCAUCUCAAAUACUUAAUCUAAACAGACCUAACUCACCGUACAAUCAUUACUUGGGGAUGACGAAGAAAAACGACGUCAUGUUAAUUUAUGAUUUUAAACAGGAUGUAUGUGAUCAGGGUACACUUCACAAAGUACGUUUUUUUUAUUAGUUGAAUGCAAGAAUAUAUACAAACAAGAGUACAUUUACACAUUAAAGAGCAUUAGAACAAGACAAUGGCAUACGGUAAGUCAUGUAAAAAAACCCCGUAUAUUCCGAGUAAAGAUUCUACAGAGUAUUUGCGAUGAUAUUGAUCACAUUGCUUUCAAAACACUUAAACGUUGUCUCUUUGGACUUCAGCUGAACAGCGCGCGCAGCUCCUCGUGAUCUGGGAAAAUGUUGCGCUGAUAAUCGCCUCGCUCUGAUACUAUUACACAUUAAAGUGGUAGAUAACACAUAUGGUGAAGUGCUGAGUUAAUCCAAAGAAACGAUUAAAUGGCUGAUGUUUACUGCCAAGUGCAUCCAAGUUGGCUAAAUUUGUUUAGAAAAACUGCGAUCGUCCAUAGACAGAUCGAUGGGCGGAUGUUUGGUUACGCUACUAUUUGGAGCCAGAUGUGACGACACGCGGACUGUGAUAAAGGCCUAUACGUUCACUGUUUCAAACCACCUUAACUACUUCAUCUCUGGACUUGGUUAAAAUGACAGUUCAUACUUUUACAGACUGAAAGAGUGUGAACUCGUCUGAAAAGAGCAAUGUGUGUGUCACAGUGUGUCAUUUACAGACAGACUGCAGGAAGUGAUGUAAAGCGCUGAAUUUACCCCACUUCCACAGCUGGCUGCCUCUAUUUGUGCAUUGGGUGUUGAUGAAUGACUGUUAGCAGAUGCUGCCCUGAGCAGAUCAGCCCAAAAUCACCACUGCCAAAUAAAACGCAAGGAGUAAUGUGUUUGUGUGAAGGAAGUCUUCACUCCAGCUACUUUAAUGUGUUUUUAAUGUGUGAUUCACUCGUUCUUUGAAUAAUUUUGAGUGGCUCUCUCGUGUUUUCAAAGUUCUGAGUCGAAAUUGGCCAGACCGUCUUUUGUUAAUGGCAAUUUAAUUUGAGCUCUGCAGCUAUUCGUCAGGUUUGUGUUGUUUUGCAACAGAAAUAUUUUAGACGUGGUUAAAAGAGAUUGACAUUUACGGUUACAAAAAGGUAAAUUGCAAUUGUCGGUAUCAUAAGCACAGGUUAUGUCUAGUUUAAUCAGUGUCUUACUAGAGAUGGUCUAAUGAAAAUCUGUAACUGCAGGAAAAUAAUUGAUAUUAGAAAAUCCAAAUGCAUCAACACUGAAAUGGUAAGAGCCAUUGCAAAUAGAUGUUAAAGGAAUAUUCUGGGUUCAAUACAAGUUAAGCGCAAUCGGCAGUAUUUGUGGCAUAAUGUUGAUUACCACAAAAAAUGUAUUUCGACUCGUCCCUGCUUUUCUUUAAAAAAAAAUUGACUUCCAUUGUAAGUGCCACACUGUAACCAAUAUUUUUAAAUUUUUUAAAGAAAAGGAAGCUUUAAUAAGUUUUUGUGGUACUUAGCAUGCUGUCGAUUGAGCUUAAAGAGUUAGUUCUCCCAAAAAUGAAAAAUCUCUCAUGAUUGACUCACCUUUAAGCCAUCCCAGAUGUGUACGACUUUCCUUCUUCAACAGAACCGAACCGAAAUGAAGAUUUUUAAGCACAUUUCAGCUCUGUUUUGGCACUUUUCCACUGCACGUUACGGUUCGACUCGACUCGACUAUGUUCACUUUACUUUUCUGAGCUUGCUUUUCCACUGCAGUUUAGUGCCGCCUCAACGUGGGUGGGAUUAUGGGCUGAUCGUCAUAGCUGCGUCGCCCCAUCCAGCUCUCCUUGGAUCCUCUCCUCGGCUACUAACGAGAGGAACGUCUGCACCUCGUUUAUUGACCACGGCAUGGUUUUGCGCACAGCCAUUUCUUUUUACGAUUGGAAAGUCGCGUGAACAAAUGAUAUUGCUGUCGCUGUUGCUAACUUUAAAACUAGCGGGUUGAUGUCCCGUGUCGCAAAUCCAGUGACCAAUGACCAAUCAGUGAUCUGCAGGGUUUUGACAUCACAUUUAGUAUCGGCUCAGCUCGCUUGGAACCUCGACCGAGGUGGUAUUAAAAAAAAGGACCAGGUACCAGGUACUAUCCACAGUGGAAAGUCGAGUUGAGUCGAGCUGUACCGUGCAGUGGAAAAGCACCUUUUGUCCAUACAAUGCAUGUAAACAGGUGCCAUCCUGCUGCUGGCUGUUUGAUGGUCCGAAA
Molecule: messenger RNA, 6540 nt
Organism: Myxocyprinus asiaticus (Chinese sucker)
Lineage: Eukaryota; Metazoa; Chordata; Actinopteri; Cypriniformes; Catostomidae
Exons: 8
Coding region: 41-1348 (435 amino acids)
Biological process (GO): endoplasmic reticulum to Golgi vesicle-mediated transport; positive regulation of GTPase activity
Cellular component (GO): endoplasmic reticulum membrane
Molecular function (GO): GTPase activator activity
Source: RefSeq, a predicted model, not a curated record